This is a messenger RNA of Thyridium curvatum, 6582 nucleotides long. RefSeq lists its product as uncharacterized. Gene Ontology annotation, cellular component: P-body; CCR4-NOT core complex. The record is from RefSeq and is a predicted model, not a curated record. The transcript has 4 exons. The coding region runs from base 1 to 6582 and encodes 2193 amino acids. Gene Ontology annotation, biological process: nuclear-transcribed mRNA catabolic process, deadenylation-dependent decay. NCBI's taxonomy places the organism in Eukaryota, Fungi, Ascomycota, Sordariomycetes, Thyridiales, Thyridiaceae. Gene Ontology annotation, molecular function: molecular adaptor activity.
AUGGUCCCACCACCUCGGACAGGAACCUUUUCUCCAAACUCAACACAGGCCUUGCAGACCGGCUCUAGUCACUCGCCUCAUCCGUCCUACACUGGCGGCCUGAGUGCUGCUGCCAGCCCUAGUACCAGUAGCCCCACUGGGAACAGCUCCUUGAUCAAGAUUGUCGUCGCUCAGGUAUUUCUCCUCCUGAGCACCAUCAAGGACGACAAGGACGACCCGUCCAAGUGGAAUCACCAAGUGGAACAGUUGAAGAAGCUCAUCGAUGACUACGGCAUGGAAGUGUAUACCAAAUAUAUCUCUCGCCUGAUAGCGAGUAAUGGCUCCACGAUAUUCCCCGGCACCAAAGCCCCGCCCGGGGGGAACAAGGACAACUACAAACUCCUUGUCGCCGAGAUGGGGAAAAUAGCGCUCGACGUGGACCAAGCCCGCAAGAUUGCCGAAUCGGUUGAGACCGGGACUGAAGACCUCUUCCGAGACUUUGACCUAUCUACCUUCAUGGAACAUUUCAGAUUGGAUGCUCUGGAGAAGACUGCUCUAGCUCUGGCUUUCAAGUUAGGCCCACGGUCAGAUCUCAAGACAAAAGCCGACGCAAUUCUUUCGACAAACUUUCCCACAUUCCUCAAUCUCCUUGCGAAGCCGAACGGCACGGACCCCCAUGACCUCAGCCCGGCUUUCAUCUCGGUGUUGGUCGAUCGAUUCAUACAACUCCAUCCUCCCAACUUUAAUGCAGCUGCAGAGGCCGAAUUGAUCAACAAAGUCAACUCUCGCUAUGCCUCGAUCAGCCAAACCCCGCCAUCAGAGGUCCUUGCCGCCCUUGACUUGAUCAGGGUGCUCGCAGAUCGACGCCCAAAUACCCUCGCCCUGUAUAUAUCCCGGACGGGGGCCGACUUCACCCGGGACGAAGACAGUUGCGCCGAAUACCUCCGCAAGCGCCCUAACAAUGUGCAGCUCGGCGAGGAGCAGGUAGCGCUCGCUCUGACAUAUACGACCAUCUCACAUACCCCAUCCUACAAUCCCGCCAUCCUUGUUGCAGCACUGCGUCGCAACGUGCCCCCUUCCUUCCAGUGGCAGGGCGUCAUCUCGCACUUUGACCGAAAAGAUGCCAGCAUCUCGUCUGCCCAAUUCCUCCGUUUGUAUAAUGCACUGGUGCCCAUCGCUCGGGAGAAUCCUAGGUCUAUGGAUAUCCAGCUUCUCUGGGGCGGGAAUUGGGAGAAUCCCGAGGUGCAACUGUCGUUCAUUUGCGCAUUCGCGUCUUUGACCCCGGACCAGCUAGACGCAACAACAAUUCCUGGGCUGCACACCACGUUCGAUCUGGAGACAUAUGCGCAAGCACCCGCAGCUAUCCAGGAGCGGGCGGCCUAUGCAAUCAAACACCCUUUGGUGUCGCUUGCUGCUCUCUCCGCCAUCUUCCACGUGGCUCUGCAUUCGCUAGAAGCGUCCACCAGUCGAGAAGCUAAGCGCUUGUUCCAGGAUGUUGUUGUCCCCAACCUGGACAUCUUUAUCGUGUCGGCUAUAGGCGUUCCCAAGCCAUGGCCAGAUAUGGCAAAGGACACUUUGAACACGCUCCUGGAUAACUACCUGGCUAAGCGAAGUCCAAAUUAUGAUUUUGUGCUGGACAGCACCUGGAGGAAGGAGAAGCCCUGGGUAAAGCAGAGGCUCAUCGAGAUCCAUGCUAUGCAUCCCAUGGAUCUACCUGUCAUGUUUGAGCACGCUGUCAAGCACAAGUGGCUCAACGAACUCGUGUAUCUCCCCAAUGGAUUCGGCCUUGACCUUACUGCGUAUGCACACGCUGAAGGCUUCAUCGACCUUGCCGAAUGGGCACGGAACAAUGCCGACCGGAGUACCGAAAUAGCUCGUUCGCUCAUUCAAUUCCUGAUGAUAAAGUCGAACCAAGAAAUGCAGUCGCAGCGUCCGGAUGGGAUUUCAGGCCAAGCACAGGGAGCCAAGAACAGCAUCCCCCUCCGAGUCCGGACUGUUUCUGCGCUCCUCAACAUCCUUGAGGACUUCUUGCCAAAGACGCCCGUGCCAGACUUGAUCCUGGUUCAACGCAGUUGUAUCACCGUCUACCCACGCCUCAUCAACUAUGGUGAGGGCUACGAUGAGAUAAUUGACGCAAAUGGCCAGAACGGAAAUGCUUUACCUUCAGCUGCAAACAGCAAGAUGGAGGAGCACUACAAGAAGAUGUAUGGCGACGAGAUGCAGGUGCGAACGAUUGUCGAGAUCCUCGAACGCUACAAGCAUUCACGGGACCCGCUCGAUCAGGACGUCUUUGCCUGUAUGAUCCACGGCCUUUUCGACGAGUACAGCCACUUCAGCGACUAUCCCCUGGAGGCUCUCGCCACAACCGCUGUUCUCUUCGGCGGUAUCAUCUCCCACAAGCUAAUUUCCGACCUCCCUUUACAGAUCGGGCUUGGGAUGAUUCUCGAAGCUGUGCGAGACCACCCGCCAGACCACCCCAUGUACAAAUUUGGCCUGCAAGCGUUGAUGCAGCUUUUUUCCCGGUUCCGAGAAUGGCCUGGAUUCUGCGAUCAGCUACUUCAGAUACCUGGCCUACGCGGAACCGAGGCUUGGAAAAAGGCAGACGAUGUCGUUCGCAGUCAUGAUGAAGAGAUGGGACGAGGCCGGAACGGCGCAGGGGCUCUGAGCGGCGAAGCGCUCACAAACGGAAACAAUGAGGAAGGCAUUGGCGGCGAGCAGCAACUCCCGCCAUUCUCUGCCAUCAAUGUCGACGCCAUUCCGCCCGGCGUGUUUUACGAGGAUCCGAAUGGUGAUAUCCAGGGCAAGAUUCAAUUCGUGCUCAACAACAUCACCGAAACCACGCUGCAGAGCAUGUUCGGUGAACUCCGGCAGCUUCUGGAUGACAGACACCAGCAGUGGUUCGCAAGCCACCUGGUCGAGGAGCGUGCCAAGAUGCAACCCAACUACCACCACGUCUACCUGGAUCUGAUCAAGCAAUUCGAGGACAAGGCUCUCUGGCGAGAAGUCCUUCGCGAGACAUAUAUUAGCGUUCAGAGGAUGAUUAACUCGGAGCUUACAAUGCAGACCUCCCUCGAGAGAACCCACCUCAAAAACUUGGGUGGUUGGCUCGGUCUGUUGACGCUUGCCAGAGACAAGCCCAUCAAGCACAAGAACAUCGCCUUCAAGCAGUUACUGAUUGAAGCCCAUGAUACGAAACGUCUGCUGGUCGUCAUCCCGUUUGUCUGCAAAGUCUUGAUAAGCGGCGCGUCCUCCAACGUCUUCCGUCCACCCAACCCGUGGUUGAUGGAUAUUAUUCACCUUCUGAUCGAACUAUACCACAACGCGGAGCUAAAGCUGAACCAGAAGUUUGAGAUCGAGGUCUUGUGCAAAGGGCUGAACCUUGAUCAUACCAGCAUUCAGCCAUCUGGCGAGAUCUUGAACCGUGUGCCCAUCGACGAAGUCGCGGAUCUAGGUGUUCCAGAAGCGGCUCUCGAAUCGUUCGAGAACAUGUCGCUCAAUGGUAUCGGCUCUGGCGUAGGCAGUGCUCUUUCUGCCCACGCUAUCGCCCCCUCAAUUCCUGACCUAGGGCCGAACCUCUCGAUCCCGUCUGUGAGCGAGGUUAUCGUCAGCCCGACUCGCCUUCAUGAAAUUGUCCGCAGCGCACUCACGAGGGCCCUUCAAGACAUCAUCCAGCCCGUGGUUGACCGCUCAGUGGCCAUCGCUGCUAUAGCUACGCAACAGAUGAUCCACAAAGAUUUCGCCACUGAGCCCGAUGAGAACCGCGUCCGUACAGCAGCUAUCAACAUGGUCAAGCACACUGCGGGAAGCCUGGCUUUGGUGACCUCCAAGGAGCCUCUCAGAGCCAACUUCACAAACUACAUGCGGAGCUAUUCUAGUGACCUGCCUCAGGGGGGGCUGCCAGAGGGAACUGUUAUCAUGUGCGUUACGUCAAACCUUGACUUGGCAUCCAGUAUCAUCGAGAAGUCUACAGAGGAGCGGGCUAUUCCCGAGAUCGAAGAGAUGAUCGAGCCCGAGCUCGAGGCUCGACGGCGGCAUCGGAUGCAGAGACCCAAUGAGCCUUACGUCGACCCCGGCCUCAGUCGAUGGGCAUGGACGAUACCCAACCCUUACAAGCUCUCACCAAACAUGGGUGGCUUGAACUCUGAACAGAUGGCCAUCUACGAUGACUUUGCCAGGCAGCCGAGGUCCACUUCCGGGCAGGCGGUAUCUUCACACAUGCCCUCGUCAUCCGACGCGACUCGUGCUAUUACCAACGAGGUUCUUCAGGAUCAGUACAGCUCGGUGCCUAGCAUCCCGACACCAGCAGAAACCCCUGCGGUGCCUAAUCUUGGAGCGCAACUGCAGCCAUAUCCUCAGGCUCACGGUGGGGCUAUGAUCAAUGGCCGGCAGGCUGCUCCCACCAUGGAUACGAGAGUGCUGGUGGAGAGAGUGCAGAAACUUCUCACGGAACUUCAGCGUGCAGCCAUGGAUGCUACCGAGGAACACUUCAGUGAUUUGCCAAGGUCGCAUCCGCUGCUCGAUAUUGUCGAUGCCCUGAUGCAGACGGUUAUCAAGUUCCGACAGCACGGCGAGGAGUAUGCGGUGUUCGCCGCCGAGCAUAUCUGCCACACUCUGUUCCAGCCCUUGGAUAGCACCCUGAUGGUUGAGAGCCUGGUGCACGUACUGGAGUCGCUGCGAAGGAUGGCAGGGCCCGCCCUCAGCCACCGCGUUCACAUGAUCUUCCAGCAACAGCCGGGCAACGUCUUUUUGCAUCUGCCGCUCAUCGCGGCCCUGCUGGGUACGGACCUGCUUGAUUGGAGAAAUAUCAACUCUGCAGUCGCAUCCGCCCUCAAGCAGCGUAAAGAUAGCUCCCUCGAGUUUUUCGAUCAGUUGAUCGAUAUCGUGUUCCUCAACGAGGGCCCGCUGGCCAUGUAUGCCGACUUUGCAGACAGUCUGGAGGAGGCCUGGGCUUGGGUUGUGGAGGAUCCCAAUGUUCCCCACGGGGACCAGUUCAAGUCGAAGAUGAUUGCGCUUAGAGAAGCUCCGUCAUCGACUCUUGUUCCCAGCGAACCCAAUGCUUCUCGUCAGGAGCAGAUGGAGUACGUGUUCGACGAGUGGAUUCACCUGUGCAGCAAUCCCAACGCAUCCGAGAAGCUCAUUGCGAUCUUCAUCCAACAAAUCCACUCCCGUGCUAUCAUCUCGAGCAAGGAGGACUCGUUGGUCUUCGCCAGGCUUGCAAUUGAGAAGUCUGUAGACAGAUUUGAGGUCAACAUGCAGACCGGCGGCGGUCUCGUGGAGGGUUACGCGGCCGUUGACUCGCUCGCUCGCCUCAUGGCUCUGUUCCUCCUAAAGACGACUGGCGACAGUACGACCACGGGCACCUCCGCUCGCGCGGAGUACCUGGAUCUUAUCCUGUCUGUCGGUGUCCUGAUGCUGAACUACCACCACGUCAAGCGGGGUGAACACUUCAAUCAGCGAGUGUUCUACCGCCUAUUCUCCAUGCUGCUCCACGAGGUCAACACGGUCUCUGAGCAGUUCUCCGACGUGGACCGCAACGAGGUCGUACUCAAGUUUGCUGCCAGGUUCGACGACCUUGGGCCGAGGAUGUUCCCAGGCUUCAUCUACGGUUGGCUGUCUCUGAUCCAGCACCGGAUGUUCCUACCAGCCCUGCUUCAGCUGCCUUCGAAUGCCGGGUGGGCACCCUUCACAAAGAUCCUCUGUCAACUGCUCGACUAUGUCGGUGAACAGCUCAAGCAAGUGGACCUCACCAAUGUGGCCAAGGAUAUUUACCGCGCGACCCUCAAGCUCCUGAUUGUUCUGCAGCACGACUUCCCGCAAUAUCUGGCGGCUAGCCACACGAGGCUCUGUGAGAGCAUCCCGUCGCACUGCACUCAAUUCCUUAACAUGGUUCUCUACGCCAGCCCGAUGCCGAAUUCGAAGAUGCCCGACCCUCUCCAGCCCGGCUUGCGCAUUGAUAGAAUGGAAGAAUCCCGUGAUCCCCCGAGUGUGGCUGAGGAUGCCAAUGCCGUCCUGGCCCAAGCUGGUCUUCUGAACAUCCUGGAUCAAGCCCUUCAGUCGGGACCGUCGGAGGAUGCUAUUGCCCACAUCACGCACGCAAUCCAGAGGGCCGGCGUGGGCUUUACAGGGUUUGGAAACGUACCAUACACGGUCAACCUCCCGCUGAUUGAUGCUCUUAUACUGCACGUGGGCUCUUUCGCUGUUGCCCGCGCUCAAAAGGGAGGGCCUGUCUUUGUCGCAGGGGCUUCGGACAUCUCGACUCUAUCGAUGAUCUUGCACGAGCUGUCCUCGGAAGCACGGUACUUCUUCAUCACGGGCAUGAUCAACCAGCUGCGCUACGUCAAUGCCCACACGAAUUUCUUCAGCCAAGCUCUGAUGGAGAUCUUCGGCCACGAUAUGGCAGACCCCGAGGAGAUGGAAAUCCGUGAGCAGAUUUGCCGGGUGCUCCUUGAGCGGGCCAUGGGACUUUGGCCGCAGCCGUGGGGUCUGUUGGUCACCAUCAUCGAGCUUGUCAAGAACGAGAAAUACAUGCUCUUUGAUCUGCCUUUCAUCAAGGCAGCUCCAGAGCUGGCCGAACGCUUCGGUGCCAUUGUCCAACGCCAGUAG